UUUUUUUUUCUUGCACCUCAUUGCAAUACUUCAAGAAAAGUUUAUAAAUACCUUUCCAGCAUAUUACAAUUACAGCAUUCAUGUGUAUAUCACCAUUUAUUCAUUGUAGGUGCUGGCACUUCAGAUAGGGGAAGGGUUACCAAUCCUCCAGGAUGGUCCUGGAGUCUCCAGGAAUUAAAGAUUAAUCUUCAGUUAAAGAUUGUCAUGUGAUGACACCUCCAGGAAUAUGUCCAACCACAGUUGGCAACCCUAGAUAGGAGCCCUCUGGGCUAAUCUUGAAUUCAUUUAGCCAUAAAGAACAAGUUCAAUGGGGUAAUAUUUUCCCAUUAUCUUACUGUAUUGAUAAUCAAGGCAAUCUACCAUUGCUCAUUUAAGACCCAAAAGAACCUCAGUAAUUUUCACUUUACUAGUGGCAACUAUGAUAGUUCUCAGUAAAGCCAGACUGUCCCACCCUAUUUCUUAGCAAAGAUAAGAGUGCUGUAGUCAGCUCUCAUAUUAACAUUACAAAAUAUACUACAUGCUAAUGUACUCCUAAGCAUUAUAAAUAAGUACAAUUUUACACUUGUGAAAAUUAAUGGACAGAUUACAUCUUUUAUGUAGUGUCUUGGUGUGUGUGUGUGUGUGUUUAAUUUAUUCAUUUGCUAACUUGCAAAAUUCAGAAAUGGAUUCCCAGUGGUUAUUGCGAAUUAGUGCUCCUCUGCUAUACAUACAAACAGGAUGUAUAUACAUCAAAGCAUCUUAGUUUAAUUAAACAUUUACAAUAAAAGUAUACAGCCUGUCUAGAUAGAUCAGCAGUUACUUAAAUCUUGCAUUGUCUUCAAGUCUGGAAGGAGGACAGUCUGGUUUCCUGUGGUGAAAUGAGUAAAAGUAUUUUUCUGCAAUAAGUAUAUUAAUUUUGGUAGGAAUAUAUUUAAAAUCUAUAGACCACGUAUUCCUGAAAUAAAAAGUUUUUUCCUAGUUGGUGCAUUGUUUAAAUGCGCUUGUUGUUCACAUUUGCAAGCCUGGGCCCAGAUCAUCCUUUCCCUUACGAGAGGGCUCUGAAGAAAAAACCAUCAGUAGGAUACCCUUGCAGAGUUUCUUCCUGAUUGUUCCUCUGAGAGAUUUGCUGUCACCUUGCAGAACAGGCCCUGAUACCCACCUUCAAACCUACCAAAUUCUCAGGGAUACAUCCAUCAGCCAAAUUCUGCUCUUGCCCUUUUGCAGCAGAACCUAAGUAAGGCUGCUGCACAAAGCCUUCUGUACCCAAAGAUAGGGGCAGGAUUGCGCUCUUUUUUUUUUCUUUUCAUAGAUUCCAAUUCCAGAAGGAACCAUUGAGAUUAUCUGGUCUGACCUAUAUAACAGGCCAUAGAACAUCCCAAAAUAAUUCCUUGAGCAUAUCUUUUAGAAAAAACAUCCAUCUUCAUUUAAAAAUUGUCAGUGAUGGAGAUGCCACCACAAUCCUUGGUAAGUUGUUCCAAUAGUUACUUACUCUUACUAUUUAAAACUUGUUUUAUUUCCAGUUGAAUUUCUCAAGCUUCAACUUCCAGACACUGGCUAGCAUUAGACCUUUCUCUGCUAGUUUGAAGAGCCCAUUGUGAUGCUGUAUAAAAGAAAGGUGACCAUGUUUAUGAAAGCACAGGAGGAGGAGGUGGACAGGUCAGCUGGAGGUGCAGAAGGCAAGCCACAUCUAUAAGAAGAAUCAUGACAUGACCAAAACUCGGAAAGGAAAAACAGAUCAGCUUCUGAGAGUCGAUGACCACGAUUUCACCAUGAGGCCAGCUUUUGGAGGUCCUGCCAUUCCUGUUGGGGUGGAUGUACAGGUUGAAAGCUUGGACAGUAUUUCUGAGGUCGAUAUGGACUUUACUAUGACACUGUACUUAAGGCACUACUGGAAGGAUGAACGCCUCUCAUUUCCUAGCAUCACUAACAAGAGCAUGACCUUUGAUGGCAGGCUGGUGAAGAAGAUUUGGGUUCCAGAUGUCUUCUUUGUGCACUCCAAAAGAUCAUUCAUUCAUGACACAACCACUGACAACAUCAUGUUGCGAGUGUUCCCAGAUGGUCAUGUGCUAUAUAGUAUGAGGAUCACAGUGACCGCAAUGUGCAACAUGGACUUCAGUCGAUUUCCCCUGGACUCACAGACGUGUUCUCUGGAGCUGGAAAGCUAUGCUUAUACUGAUGAAGAUCUGAUGCUUUACUGGAAAAAUGGGAAUGAAUCCCUGAAAACCGAUGAAAAGAUUUCCUUGUCUCAGUUUUUGAUACAAAAGUUUCAUACUACUUCCAGACUCGCUUUCUACAGUAGCACUGGAUGGUACAAUAGACUGUACAUAAAUUUCACUUUACACCGCCACAUCUUCUUCUUCUUGCUCCAAACCUAUUUCCCUGCCACUCUAAUGGUCAUGCUAUCGUGGGUGUCCUUCUGGAUUGAUCGCAGAGCUGUACCUGCUAGAGUGUCAUUAGGGAUAACUACGGUACUGACCAUGUCAACAAUCAUCACUGGUGUAAACGCCUCCAUGCCUCGAGUUUCCUACAUCAAAGCUGUGGACAUUUAUCUCUGGGUCAGUUUUGUGUUCGUCUUUCUCUCAGUGUUGGAAUACGCAGCAGUGAAUUACCUGACAACGGUGCAAGAACGGAAGGAAAGGAAGUUGCGAGAGAAGUUUCCAUGUACAUGUGGAAUACCUAAUACAAAAACCAUGAUGCUGGAUGGAUCCUACAGUGAAUCUGAUGCCAACAGCCUGGCAGGAUACACAAGAAGCCAGAUAGUGAUUGAGGAAGAAAAACAAGACAAGAUGGUGGUUCAUUUGGCCAUGAGCAAUGAAUCUAAUUCAUCGAGAAAGAGAGGGCUGAAAGGCCAUGUUGGCUUGCGCAUCAUCCAGAACACUCAUGCGAUUGAUAAAUACUCAAGAAUAAUAUUCCCAGGCACCUAUAUAUUUUUUAACUUGAUAUACUGGUCUGUCUUUUGCUAG
This is a messenger RNA of Mauremys reevesii (Reeves's turtle), 2942 nucleotides long. RefSeq names its product gamma-aminobutyric acid receptor subunit rho-2. Gene Ontology annotation, cellular component: synapse; membrane; neuron projection. Gene Ontology annotation, biological process: signal transduction; regulation of membrane potential; chemical synaptic transmission. The coding region runs from base 1686 to 2942 and encodes 418 amino acids. The transcript is spliced from 10 exons. The record is from RefSeq and is a predicted model, not a curated record. Gene Ontology annotation, molecular function: neurotransmitter receptor activity; extracellular ligand-gated monoatomic ion channel activity; GABA-A receptor activity. Lineage: Eukaryota; Metazoa; Chordata; Testudines; Geoemydidae.